This is a messenger RNA of Fragaria vesca subsp. vesca, 753 nucleotides long. RefSeq names its product probable caffeoyl-CoA O-methyltransferase At4g26220-like. The record is from RefSeq and is a predicted model, not a curated record. The transcript has 5 exons. NCBI's taxonomy places the organism in Eukaryota, Viridiplantae, Streptophyta, Magnoliopsida, Rosales, Rosaceae. Gene Ontology annotation, molecular function: S-adenosylmethionine-dependent methyltransferase activity; O-methyltransferase activity. The coding region runs from base 20 to 745 and encodes 241 amino acids.
UACCAGCUGAAAUUGGAAUAUGGAGAACACAGCAGGAAGCAAAAAGUUUCUGCCUAAUCCAAUCCUGCUGCAAGAUGAGGAAUUACACAAGUAUAUACUAGAAAUUAGUGUGUACCCUCGAGAACCAGAGCCACUCAAGGAGCUGAGGGAAGCCACUGCUAAGCUCCCCAAUGCUUUCUUUGGGACGGCACCUGAUGCAGGUCAGCUAAUGGCCAUGCUCUUGAAACUUGUGAAUGCAAAGAAGACGAUUGAAGUUGGAGUUUUUACUGGAUACUCUCUCCUCCUUACGGCUCUCACUAUCCCUGACGACGGCAAGAUUACGGCCAUAGAUAGAGAUCGUAAAACAUACGAAAUAGGUCUCCCAAUCAUACAAAAAGCCGGAGUUGAGCACAAAAUUGACUACAUUGAAUCGGCGGCGCUGCCUGUCCUUGACAAUCUCUUGGGAGAACCAAAGAAUGAGGGUGAUUUCGAUUUUGCCUUUGUCGAUGCUGACAAAGAUAACUAUUGGAAUUAUCAUGAGAGGUUGAUGAAACUGGUGAAGAUUGGUGGGAUUGUUAUGUAUGAUAACACACUGUGGGGAGGGGCAGUGGCUAAGCCUGAAGAAGCUGUUCCCGAGUCCAAAAGGCGGUUGAUGCGAGCAACAAUUGAGUUUAACAGGUCAGUUUCGGCUGACCCUCGAGUCGAGAUCGCUCAUGCUUCUGUAGGAGAUGGAAUCACCAUAUGCAGACGCAUUUGCUAUGAGUGAAUAAGUGG